CCAGUUUAACGAGUAAAGGUUGAGAGAGACAAAGGUCAGUGGUCACAAGACACUGCACAGAGCCGCGGCGAGUUGCGGAAGUGGCUGACUGAACGUUUUGACGUGCCAAACGGAGACAGCUUUUCCUUUGACAGGGAUGGCUGUUCCAAGUGUUGAACUGACCGGAGGAGUCAAGUUCCCCAUGAUCGGGUUCGGGACAUGGCAGUCCGCGCCCGACGUGGUUGGUACCGCCGUAAGGGCCGCCAUAGACGCGGGGUACCGGCACAUCGACUGCGCCUGGAACUACUUCAACGAGAAGGAGGUGGGGCAGGCCGUCAAGGACAAGAUCACGGAGGGGAAGAUCAAGAGAGAGGACGUCUUCAUCACCACCAAGCUGUGGUGCACUUACCACCGACCCGAGGACGUGAAGCGAGGGUUUCAGGAGAGCCUGAGAGGCCUGGGACUAGACUACAUAGACCUGUUCUUGAUACAUGGACCACCAGCCUUUAAGCCCGGGCCAAAGUGGCUCGCUACUGACGACAGUGACUAUGACGACACGGACUAUGUGGACACGUUCAAGGCCAUGGAGUCUCUUGUUGAUGAAGGUGUGUGCAGGGCGAUCGGCUUGUCCAACUUUAACACCCAGCAGCUGGAGCGGGUACUGCAGAACUGCCGCAUCAAGCCUGCUGUCAAUCAGGUGGAGCUUCAUCCAUAUCUGGUGCAACAGAAGCUCGUGGACUACUGCAAGUCGAAGGGCGUGGUCAUCACUGCCUACAGCCCGCUAGGCUCACCGGGCAGAGACUUCGCUCAGCCAGGUGAGGCCCGGGUUCUGGAGGACCCUGUCGUCCUGGACAUCGCUAAGAACCAUGAGAAGACACCCGCACAGGUCCUGCUGCGCUAUCACCUUGACCGCGGGAUUGUCGUCAUCCCGAAAAGUGUCACCCCAAGUAGGAUCCGGGAAAACCUACAGGUCCUCGACUUUUCGCUGACCGCUGACGACAUCAAGAAACUAAACAGCCUAGACCGGAAUAACCGCUACGUUGACUGGUCAUUCUGCAAGACCCACAAGUACUUCCCCUUCCGCGACUAAGCAUAAUCACCGCAUGGAGGCUGUGACGUGACUUACCGCGAAUGGAUCCCGUCUCUUGUAAAUUGAGUCAACACGUUACCUGUAGCUUUUUACGACGUGAAUUUCAAAGGUGUUUUCAAAUAUCGUCUUUAAAAAAUAAAAUUAUAACAGUCUCA
Messenger RNA from Branchiostoma floridae (Florida lancelet), 1224 nucleotides. Its product is annotated as aldo-keto reductase family 1 member B1-like. The record is from RefSeq and is a predicted model, not a curated record. Lineage: Eukaryota; Metazoa; Chordata; Leptocardii; Amphioxiformes; Branchiostomatidae. Gene Ontology annotation, cellular component: cytosol. The transcript has 10 exons. The coding region runs from base 137 to 1069 and encodes 310 amino acids. Gene Ontology annotation, molecular function: aldose reductase (NADPH) activity.